Messenger RNA from Mixia osmundae IAM 14324, 1191 nucleotides. RefSeq lists its product as uncharacterized. Bases 56 to 1138 code for a protein of 360 amino acids. The record is from RefSeq and is a predicted model, not a curated record. Lineage: Eukaryota; Fungi; Basidiomycota; Mixiomycetes; Mixiales; Mixiaceae. The transcript has 2 exons.
CCUAACUCAAGCAAUGAUCUUGUCCUGACCCCCCUUUCGUCAGCAACUCGCCAAGAUGUUCAAGCGGUUAUCGCAGCUCAGCCUCAAUGACUCGCGACCGCCCUUGAACUCGCCAUACCUGCAACCAGCGCAAUCUCGCUCUGCAGACUUUUACGCUUCAUCACUGACCAGGCACGUGGACUGCUUCAGCUCACCAGCCACAUACGAUGGCUAUUUCCCACUCCAAGCUUCGUCAGCAUCUUCACAGCCGCCUCCGUUGACGAACAGGUCGCGUCGUAAUUCGUCAGUUGUCGGAGUUCCUGCGCAGUCGACGGAUCGUGCCGAUCUGCAGCAGACAUUGCUCGCCACGGAAAAUGUACGGCACGCAAUGCGAGAGUAUGCUGUCCUGCUAUCUCAAGUGACUCGCGCAGAAGCAGCUAUAUCAAAAUCGUUGCGCCGUCUGGCCGAUACGAUCGACAAGGACAACUCUCCCGCGCCGACUGAGGCGCUUCUGAGCGUGGCCAAGCUGUAUGAAGGCCUGAGCGAGGUAGAUACGCGUGCCUCGAAGCGUACAACUGCAGAACUGCGGUCAAUGGAUGAUAUCUGCGACGGUUUAUAUAAGGACAUCACGAAAUCGGACAAGGCGCAUACGAGCAAUCUCGAGCAGCUCAACGACCGAGCGCGCGCGAACCAGGUCUCAUAUGAUCGUUCCAUGCGAUCCGCUUCUGGCAAUACACACCCAUCUCAAUCUAGCAUGCCAAGCCAUGAGCUCGUCUCUUCGCAUGCUUCUGCUCACCAGCGCUAUAUCCAAAACCUCACACAAAUCGAUCAAGCCUUUACGUUCUGUCGCGAUGGCCAUGGACAGCAGCUCAGUCGUCGCAAGAGCAGUCUCGCACGACAGAUAGCCAAAGGCUCGUGCGCAAUGGCUUCGCUAGAUUGGUCAAGAAUGCUAGACGAGACUGCCCUUGCCGCUGAUGAGAUUGGAAGGAUCGCUAGACUGGGCAGCGUCUGCCAAGCUCGUGAUCUGCCAGAGGUUCCCUUGCUCGAACGACCGCCCACUAUGGAACGCAGCAAUUCAGACUUGAAGCCGGCGAGUACGACUUCGACUGACGAAUUCCAGACUGUUUCUAGUGGAUCAAGUGUGGACGCUCUGAUGUGAGUCAUGACAAGUAAUUGCAUUUUGUACCACUGGCUACGCCUGACACAUUCGCG